AUGCCGUGCGAAAUGAUAACUCUGCAGCUUGGCCAAUGCGGCAAUCAAAUUGGAUUUGAAUUUUGGAAAAGGCUAUGUGCAGAACAUGGUAUCAGUCCGGAAGGAAUUUUAGAAGAUUAUGCAACAGAAGGGACUGAUAGAAAGGAUGUAUUUUUUUAUCAAUCAGAUGAUGAACACUAUAUACCACGAGCUGUCUUACUGGAUUUGGAACCUAGAGUAAUCCAUACCAUCAUGAAUUCUCCAUAUUCAAAGCUAUACAAUCCUGAAAAUAUUUAUUUGUCAAAACAUGGCGGUGGUGCUGGUAAUAACUGGGCAUCAGGAUAUCAUCAGGGUGAAAAAUUACAGGAAGAAAUCUUUGAUAUAUUAGAUAGAGAAGCUGAUGGCAGUGAUAGCUUGGAGGGUUUUGUUUUGUGCCAUUCUAUAGCAGGUGGUACUGGUUCUGGCAUGGGAUCCUUUAUGUUAGAAUCUUUAGCCGAUAGAUUUCCUAAAAAAUUAAUCGAGACAUACAGUGUUUUUCCAAAUCAAGAUGAAAUUAGCGAUGUUGUUGUACAGCCGUACAAUUCGUUAUUAACAUUAAAAAGGCUGACUCAAUGCGCCGAUUGUGUGGUGGUUUUGGACAAUACUGCUUUGAACAGGAUUGCCUCCGAUAGAUUACAUAUUCAGAACCCUAGCUUCACACAAAUUAAUAAGCUUGUCUCGACAAUAAUGUCUGUCAGUACUACUACUCUAAGAUAUCCCUCGUAUAUGAAUAACGAUUUGGUUGGUUUGAUUGCACCACUUAUACCAACUCCUCGUUUACAUUUCUUGAUGACUGGUUACACGCCACUUACAACGGAUCAAGAGGGUGCAUCCGUGAGGAAAACAUCUGUUCUGGAUGUGAUGCGACGAUUAUUACAGCCGAAGAAUAUGAUGGUUUCUACAGCAUUAGAUAGAAACACAUCUCAUUGCUACAUAUCUAUCUUGAACAUAAUACAGGGUGAAGUUGAUCCGACGCAAGUGCACAAAUCUUUACAAAGAAUUAGAGAGCGGAAACUCGCACAAUUUAUCCCUUGGGGUCCAGCCAGUAUACAAGUAGCUCUCUCAAGGAAAUCGCCUUACAUACAGAGCACGCAUCGUGUGUCUGGUUUAAUGUUAGCCAAUCAUACUAACAUAUCGUCGCUGUUUGACAGAGCUUUGCAACAGUAUGAUAAACUGCGUAAACGUGAGGCAUUCUUGGAACAAUUUCGCAAGGAAAAAAUGUUUGAGGAUAAUCUUGACGAGUUGGACAAUUCACGAGAAGUCGUAGAAUAUUUAGUAAAAGAAUACCAGGCGGCGACUCGGGAAGAUUAUCUUAGUUGGAAUCCAAGCAAGAUAGAUACAUAAAAUAUCUAAAAAAUAUGUAACAAGAAAUCAUAUUUUCUAAAAUCUCACACUACAAUAUCCGGAAAGAAAAUGUCUAAUGGAACAUGAGGAAAUUAAUGCCCUAAACCAGAGCUCGGCAAACUUUACUACUUUCGGUCGAUUUUCAGAAGCUACGUCUUCUAUCUCCCCUUACCGCGCGGCGGAUCCAGCAACCAACGGCCGCUGCUCGCGGCCUCAAGACCGUUGAAAUCAUAAGGCGCAUCUAUGUGGUUUAGAAAAAAAACGCGUCGGUAAUAGUACCUCAUGGGUGACGAGGAAACCUAUUAUGUUACCUUCUAAUUAUAAAAAUAUAAGAAAAAAUAUAUAUAUACACUUACAUA
Messenger RNA from Harpegnathos saltator (Jerdon's jumping ant), 1721 nucleotides. Its product is annotated as tubulin gamma-2 chain. The coding region runs from base 1 to 1362 and encodes 453 amino acids. NCBI's taxonomy places the organism in Eukaryota, Metazoa, Arthropoda, Insecta, Hymenoptera, Formicidae. Gene Ontology annotation, biological process: cytoplasmic microtubule organization; microtubule nucleation. The transcript is spliced from 9 exons. Gene Ontology annotation, cellular component: microtubule; gamma-tubulin complex. The record is from RefSeq and is a predicted model, not a curated record. Gene Ontology annotation, molecular function: GTP binding.